GAAGAGCAUUUUCCCCUAACAAGAGUCGUCGUGUCUUGUUUUGGAGGGAUGAUCAAAAAGAAGACAUAUAUAUAUGGCGAAAUAUCAGUUUAAAGUGAAUGAUUUAUGCUUGUUUUUAUUUGACAUAAAUAUUCCACGGUAUAGCAAUUCAUUAAAGAUUAUAUUGUACGCGUUUAAAAGUAAAAACUUGUAUUUACGUUAACGUUACCUUGCUGACAGAAGCUUUGAAAGAAUUCAUCCAAAGGCGGCUAAAACUUUUAGUUUGGCUAAAACUGUCUGUCAUCAGUACUAACCGACAGUCUGGGGUCUUAAUCUGCAUUUGAGGCUGUUUUUUUGUCUUUGUGGACACUAGUUUUGGAAAUGCACAGGACUGUACCGAGUCUCCCUCUGGCGCCGUCGGUGAAGGUGAAGCUCAUCAAUGCGGGUUUCCAAGCGGCUUCAGACCUGACAGACAUGAGGCCUCUUCAGCUCUGCAAAGAGGCAGGUAUUUCUCAAGAGGAGGCAGUGGAGCUGCUGCAGAUGUUGAGAGAUGAUGCUCAGCCUCAACAGCAGAGGGCAGCAGCAGACGGCGUAACGGCACUGGAUCUCCUGCACCAGGAGCAAACUCUGGGCAGCAUAGUGACCUUCUGCUCUGGUCUAGAUGAUGCUAUUGGCGGAGGCGUGCCUGUGGGAAAGACCACCGAGAUCUGUGGGGCCCCUGGGGUCGGAAAGACUCAGCUUUGCAUGCAGCUGGCUGUGGAUGUGCAGAUUCCUGUGUGUUUUGGAGGUCUGGGAGGAAAGGCGCUGUAUAUCGACACAGAAGGCAGUUUUUUGGUGCAGCGGGUUGCUGAUAUGGCAGAGGCAGCCGUUCAACACUGCACCCUCCUAGCAGAGGAUACAGAACAGAAAGGAGCUCUGGAGGAACUUAAUGUGGAGAAGAUCCUCUCUAACCUCUUCUUGGUGCGGUUAGUAGUGAUUGACAGCAUCGCCUUCCCAUUCCGGCAUGACUUUGAGGAUCUUUCUCAGAGGACCCGCCUCCUGAACGGCCUUGCCCAGCAGCUCAUCCAACUAGCUACACAACACAGAGUGGCGGUUGUUUUGACCAAUCAGAUGACCACACGAGUUUCAAAUGGCCAGUCAAAACUGGUUCCUGCAUUAGGGGAGAGUUGGGGUCACGCUGCGACGCAGAGGCUCAUCCUGCACUGGGAGGGACAGAGAAGGCUCGCCUCCUUGUACAAGUCCCCAAGUCAAAUGGAGGCCACAGUUCAAUAUCAGAUUACAGUCCAGGGUUUCAGGGAUUCCCCAGAUGAACCCAGACCUACUUUUGAUCCGUCUGAAGUCUCCUCUCCUUCAGCAAACCACAGCAAACGCCCUCGUUUGGAGGAUCUGUCUUGAGGGUCUAUAGCCGACCAUUACUUCAAAGCUCUGGAAAGCCACUUCGACUUCAAAACUCGAAAUAUGCUAAAGAAAAAAAAAGGAAAAAGAAGAGUAUAAAUGUACAGAUAUGAAUAUAUUAUGUAAAAUAUAAUUAAGAACAGUUCGUUCCUGGUUUUUUAAUAGAAUAAAAUACAGUAUAUUGAUUUAUUUUGCCUUUAGUUUGUGCUAUUUAAAUCAGUCAUGCUUUAAAACUCAAAGUAUGCUAAAU
This is a messenger RNA of Danio rerio (zebrafish), 1624 nucleotides long. NCBI's taxonomy places the organism in Eukaryota, Metazoa, Chordata, Actinopteri, Cypriniformes, Danionidae. The record is from RefSeq and is a predicted model, not a curated record.